UCUGUGCAAUCUCUGAAAAAAAGUUCAGAGAAGGACCAUCCUUGUCUCUAUUUUGUGGCUGUUUUCCUAUUUGAUCCCACAUAGCAUGUAACCAGCAAAAGGCAUUUUCUCUGUGUAGUCUUUUUUGAAGAUUUGUCUUCUGAGCCACCAUGCUGGCAGAAAGCUUCAUAACUGUCUUCGCCUAUAAAAGCGAGCCUUUUGACUCCUGCCAAGGCCGGUUGCUGAAACCCGUUGGACAAGAAACUUGGCAAGGCCAGUUUGCAAAUACGGAUGAAAAUGAACAGCUCUUUACGAAAUCCAGCCGAGCAGCAGCUGAGAAGGUGGCGGAGAUUCAUGGCAGAAACAUGGAUCCAAAACGUCAUCAGCAGAUCCCUGGACAAGAUGCACCAAGGAACAAAACCCACAAAAUACCCCUGUCCGUUCCUCAGCGCGUACCAGUUCAAGAGCAGCACUGUAGGAAAGAGCUGGAUUUGUACAGAUCUUGGUCAUGCCAAAGUCUUUAUCAGAAUUAUCCCGAUCUGCAUAUCGGAGGAGAUCAUAUCGCUGACCAUACCCGUGAUUCCGAUCACAUCGUGGACCAGACUUAUAACGAAUUGUCUGGUCCCAUGUUCUUGUCGACGGAUCUCCCCUUAGAUACUCCCUUCCCAUUACAGAAACCCAGGGGGCUAAAGUUGGGGCACGGGGACGAUGUCGGGGAGAACAGCCUGGCUCUCCGCAAGGAACCCCUAUCUAACUCGUUACUUAACAAUCACAUGGAAAAGGAAAUCCAGGAAGUCUAUAAACAGUUUUGGGAAGAGAAGUUGACUCACUGCAAUUCCAUCACCCACUGCCUGAUGUCGAAUGGCCUGAUGAGUAACCUCGGUGAGGCCCACCACCCACUGUCUCAUGGACACCAACAAACGCUGUUGCACUCUCUGGCUCGUCUGGGUUUGCACAACAACACUAGCGGUGGAAACAGCAGUGAAUUUAGCACGCCAAAUUUGCAGAUCUCCGCCCCGCUUUGCAAGAGAAAAUGUCUGUGAUGCAACGUGCACCACGAGGGAAAGCAAUUGAUUCUUUAAAAAACAAACAAAACAAAUGGGACAGUCUUUGGUUAACAGCAAUAGCCACCUAGACUUAUACAGUGCUUUACAGCCCUCUCUAAGUGGUCUACAGAGUCAGCAUAUUUUCACCCAACAAUUUGGGUCCUCAUUUUAUCCACCUCGGAAGGAUGGAAGGCUGAGUCAACUUGAAUAAUAGAGUGGACAAGCUUUGAUGGGCAAGAUUUACACUUAAGUUUCUGGAAGGUGACAACUGACAAGUAUAGCAUUGGCAAGGUGACAACCUAUAUACAAUGGAGUCCUAUGGUGUAUAUUAAAAAAUUUGAGAACGUCUUGGAAGAAACCUAGGCAUUACAUUAGGGUUUAUGCUGCAUUUGUGUAUCAGUGAUUUUUAGCUAAUAACAAAACAACAGAUAAACAGAAUGACAAAGUUGGAAGGGACCUUGGAGGUCUUCUAGUCCAAUCCCCUGCUCAAGCAUGAAACCCUAUACCUUUUCAGACGAAUGGUUAUCCAAUCUCUUCUUAAAAACCUCCAUUGUUGGAGCACUUACAAUUUCUGGAGGCAAGUUGUUCCACUGAUUAAUUGUUCUCACUGUCAGGAAAUUUCUCCUUAGUUCUAGGAGAGGAAUUCUAGAGUAGUGGUAAUAGUGAUGGUAGAAAAGUAGGAACUAUUUUUGACCCUGACUUAAUUCUAAAGUGUACAAUAUUCUUUAAGGUGUUGUAGGACAUUAGCAAUAAGAGACUUACUCUCUUGGGAGAGUUGUAAUUGUUUAAGGAUUGGAUUACAAACAUACCUGCUUCCAUCCCCUCCUUUUGUUUUGGCAUUUCAAAAACAUUGUCCUGUAAAGUUGAUAUAUUUCUCCAGAAAUAUAUGGAAAAAUAAUCAGGAAUAUAUUCUGGAAAAAGUGAAAUGCAUUUGGAGAAAGUUGUGAAGGAUUCUAGUGGAAAUUGUAGAAUUUUUCAUGGCAAGAUAUUUAUGAAAUCAUAACAUGACCUUAAAACUUGUGACAUUAAUUUUCCGGUUAAAAAAAAAGAUAGGGGAACAGAAACAAACUGGAUUUCUGCUUUCUGACAUGUCAGUUUCUAACCACUUAAUAUAAUUCAUUGUUGAUCCAUUUUUUCCCCCUGAAAUGGAAAUAUGACUCAGGACUUUAUACAGUUCUAAUGGAAAGUUCUUAGAUACUAACAAAGCAGUUUUUAGACUCUUUAAUGAAUUGAUCCAUACUAACUGGCCGUAUCUUUUCUUUUACAAAUUUCCCAAAUACUCUUCUAUCCUCAAAAGCUUGGAUUUCUUUGCUUGAAUGGGUUUUACUCCAUUUCUGGAUUUUUUUAAAAAAAAAUUGUUAAAAUAAUGAAAUACAAAAUGAAGUCUACAAUAAAAAGUGGCAACCCAAUG
Pantherophis guttatus is the source of this 2436-nucleotide messenger RNA. Its product is annotated as TLR adapter interacting with SLC15A4 on the lysosome-like. NCBI's taxonomy places the organism in Eukaryota, Metazoa, Chordata, Lepidosauria, Squamata, Colubridae. The record is from RefSeq and is a predicted model, not a curated record. Gene Ontology annotation, biological process: regulation of toll-like receptor signaling pathway.